Pimephales promelas (fathead minnow) is the source of this 2876-nucleotide messenger RNA. It is a transcript of the gene smpd2b, whose product is annotated as sphingomyelin phosphodiesterase 2b. Gene Ontology annotation, molecular function: sphingomyelin phosphodiesterase activity. NCBI's taxonomy places the organism in Eukaryota, Metazoa, Chordata, Actinopteri, Cypriniformes, Leuciscidae. The record is from RefSeq and is a predicted model, not a curated record.
GUCACCAACUUCAAUGCAUUUGCUGCAAAAUAGCUCUUGUGGGAAAACAAACGAAUAAAACACUUCCUUUGACCAUUGUAUUGCAAAACUCUGAUUAUGCGCCAUUCAAACGCGUGUGUCAGUCAAAGAGAGACGCUUGAUAAAGCUUUAUUUUGAUUCAUGUGAACACGUUUACUCAUGUUACAGGUUAAAGUUAAAUGAUAAAUGUCCAACAAACGCGUUUGAUAAAGCGAAUGUCUUUUCUUCAGAGACAUCUGACGCUAGAUCAGUAAGUUAGAUGAGGAAGUCGCGGUCGGACAGGAUAUGAGACUCAAAAGCUCAUGAAAAACUGUCCAUACCAGAGAUUAUACUAAAGCGCCGAAGACUGUUUUGGACUGAUUGAGUGAAACCUUUUCAAGUAAGUUAAUAAAGACCAUCCCAUAAGACGUAUCGCCAUGACAACCCCAGAGCCAAUCAGAUUACGUGUCUUCUCUCUCAACUGCUGGGGGGUCCGAUACCUCAGUAAGAACUGCAGGGACCGGUUUGUUCUGAUCGGAGAUCUGCUGAAUCAGGAACAGCUGGAUAUAGCGUUACUGCAGGAGGUCUGGUGUGAGGAAGACUUUCUGUUUUUAAAGAAGAAGCUCGGCAGCGUCUAUCCGUUUUCCCAUUAUUUUAAAAGUGGAUUUAUAGGAAGUGGACUGGCCGUGUUUUCCAGACAUCGAAUCCAUGACGCUUUUCUGUACAGAUACUCAUUAAACGGAUACCCGUACAUGGCUCAGCAUGGCGACUGGUUCGGUGGCAAGGCUGUCGGGAAGGUCCUGCUUAACAUCAGUGGGCUGAAUGUUCAUGUCUUUGUAACUCAUCUGCAUGCAGAAUAUUGCAGAGAGAAAGAUUCAUAUCUCCCGCACCGAGUGGUUCAAGCCUGGGAGCUGCAACAGUUCAUAAGGCACACGAGUGCUGGAGCGGACGUGGUGAUCCUGGCUGGAGAUCUGAACAUGCACCCGGGCGACCUCGGCACCAGACUGCUGAGGAACUACACCGGACUGCUGGAUAGCUUCAGUGAGGCCGCCCACUUUGACGGAUGUGAGGAAGGAUUCACCCAUAUAUCUGAAAACCCUUUCACACACACGGAUGGUCUCGUUCCUUUUGGGGGAGGAGUCCGGAUAGACUACGUCCUGUUCAAGGGAUCAGAGGAAGUAGAUGUGCGCUGUGAGUCUUUGUCCACCACUAAGGGUCCAGUUCCUGGACAGCCCUUUCCUUAUUCAGACCACGAAGCUCUCACUGCCGAGUUCCUGUUUACACCAACUAAAAAGGGAAAUGGAUGCAAAGAGAGAGAAUUUGGCUGUAUUCCAGAUAAGCUUCCUGAGCUGGUCAACACAGUCAAUGAAGCUCGUACUGAAGUAAAGGUGGGUCUGCACUGCUCUGAGCGCAUGCGCCACACCGCGGCUCGCACAGGCAUCAUGGGUCUCGUCCUGCUAGUACUUGAGUUAGCCAUCGCCGCUGUGCCGUUGUUUGCUCUGGGAGCUGAACAGCCCUUCCCUAAAGCCUCUUUCUACCUGCUGGGGGCGCUGUGCUUUGCCGUCCUCCUCUCUACACUGAUGCUGUACAUCUUCUACAGCAUGGAGGUCAAGGCACUGGAAGGCACUGAGGACCAGAUGAGACUGGCACUAAGUAGCCUUCAGGAACGGAUUAAGGAGUACCCCAAGGCUUUAUCAUCGGACCAUUUGCGAAAUUCACUCGACGGCAAGGAUUCGGUGCGUUUGUAGCAAAAAAGCUGAACUAAAUGUGGUGAUCUGAAGGAAUACUGAACUAAAACUUUAUGAGAAGGACAAUGGGUCACUAUUUUUGAUGUCUUAACUGAACUCAACACAAACUAUGCGUUUUUUUCAGGGGUUUUUUUACAAUACAUUGAGGAUAAAUCUUCUGGAAACCAGAAAAUUAGACAAAAUCAUUAAUUCCAUGACAUAUCUAUUUCACUUCAUUUGUUCAGUCCAGGGGGCCUGAGGCUGCAGGAUGACUUAAAAUGUUAUAUAUUCAUAUAAUAAUCACUUAAUAUAGUUAAUAUAAUGGGGAAGCCGUUUUUAGUAAUAAAAGAAAUAUUAUUAAUAAUAAAUUUAGUGUAGAUUUAUACGAUUACUUUCAACUAUAUAACAAUUAAAAUGCUUAAAAAAGAAACAUUAAAUCAAACUUAAUUGCAUUUUUUUUGUCAAUAACUAAUCAAGUAUUUUUUAUCGAAAAACAUAUGAAGAGUUCAGAUGCAAAAGCCUCUAAAUGCCAUUUGAAAUUUUCUUCUAGAAUGAUGAUUUUUAUCAAGCUUGUAUAUUUAAGUUCAGUGAUUUCACUUAAAUGACAAUGAUAAUUACCUAUUAAUUGUUAUUUAAGUGAAAUUACUGAACUUAAAUAUACAAGUUUGUCAAAAAUCAUCAUUAAAGAAGAAAAUUUCAAAUGGCAUUUAGAGGCUUUUGCAGCUGAACUCUUCAUAUAGUUCUUGAAACUUCUGAAAUCAUAUGUAUGCAUGUAUUUAUGGAUACAUAUAGAUUUGAAACCACUGCUUUAGAAUAAUUUACCACUAAUUAAAUAUUCCUUUGUUGACUUUUUUUAAAUGGAGACCUGCUGAGCAGGCGUUCCUCUCCUUUGUAUGUUAAAUGUUUCCAAUCAUCCACUUUUGAAGUGUGCUUUUAUUGUGAAUGUGAACAGUUAUGUUCAUGAUACGGCCAUUUCGCGAUACCAGAAACAACCAAGUGGAGAAAGAUAAAUCAUAGCCUAUCAUUUAAAUUGUUUUGUCAAUCCAUAAAGUUAUUUUCCUUUUGUUUAACCUGGCAACAACCUCAUUUAUCUCUAAUAUAACUGUUCUGUUACACAAGUCUACCUUUUAAAUAAAAAAGAAAAUUCAGCAA